GAAAUGUAGUGUGCUAAUCAAAUUUUCCCACUAGGCUGUGCGAAAGAGACGGCGACCAGAAAAAGCGUGAAAAUGGCGUCCCGAACGUUUGGACAAAAACCGGCGUCUUUCGCCUGGAAGAUGGCGGCGAGAAGUACAUGAUAGGUUCUGAGGUGGGGAACUAUCUGCGGAUGUUCCGAGGCUCGCUCUACAAGAAGUACCCAUCACUAUGGAGACGACUGGCCACAAUAGACGAGAGGAAACGAAUUGCGGAAGUCCUCACACAAGCUCAACUUGAACAGGGAGCCAAAGUAGGCGUAGGUGACUCUGGUCACACCAGCCUGGCGACGAACAUCACCUUGCUGCGAGCGCUGGAGGUAGAGGAUAUUCUGGAAGGGAACGAUGAGAAGUACAAGGCCGUGUCGCUCAACACCGAACCCAUACAGAUCAAAGAUGCGAAGCCUAAGCGGAGUAACUGGGUCCCAGCCCUGCCCAACAGUUCCCACCACCUGGACGCUGUGCCCUGCUCCACUCCUGUUAACAGACACAGGAUCGCCACCAAGAAGAUACGCACCUUUCCUCUCGUAUUCGACGAUCACGAUCCGUCCAUCAUCCAUGAGAACGCGGCCCAGCCGGAGGUGCUUAUCCCUAUCAGACUGGACAUGGAGAUAGACGGGCACAAACUGAGGGACACAUUCACAUGGAAUAAAAAUGAACAAAUCAUCACACCAGAGCAGUUUGCUGAGAUCUUGUGUGACGAUCUGGAGCUGCCAUCUCUGUCCUUCGUCCCCGCUAUCGCCCAGGCCAUCAAGACUCAGAUAGAGGCCUACCCUACAGACAACAUCCUAGAGGAACAGAUGGACCAGAGAGUCAUUCUCAAGUUGAACAUCCAUGUAGGAAACAUAUCUCUGGUGGACCAGUUUGAAUGGGACAUGUCGGAAAAGGACAACAGCCCAGAAACCUUCGCGCUCAAACUGUGUACGGAGCUCGGUCUCGGCGGAGAGUUCGUCACGGCCAUCGCAUACAGCAUUCGCGGACAGCUCAGCUGGCACCAGAGAACCUACGCUUUCAGUGAGGCACCACUACCGACGGUGGAAAUCGCGGUGCGUAACCAGGGAGAAGCGGACCAGUGGUGCCCGUUCCUCGAGACACUGACAGACGCUGAGAUGGAGAAGAAGAUACGCGACCAAGACAGAAAUACAAGGAGAAUGAGAAGACUUGCCAAUACUGCACCAUCCUGGUAGGGAACAACUGAGCCUGUAGGGUGAGAAGGAAAAGGAAAAGAAGAAGACAGCAUACGUGAAAACUGCCACAGUUAUAAACAGUCUCAUUCCUUGUUGUCAGUGUAUAAAUUGUAGCAUACUAGCUUUACUUACUUAGGUUUACAAGGACAGAGUGUUGAAUGGCGUAGCAUCAGUCUUGUUAUUCUGAGGGACCAUUUUGAAGUACGUAGUACGUAUUUGUGAAAAUGGAAACGAUGUUGUUUCUGUCAAGAUACACUACAACUACAAAAUCUCUAUACAUGUCAUAACUAUAUGAUAAUAUAUCAAUAGUUGUUUGUGCUGUUGUAAACAUCAUGGAAAAAUUCUUAUAAGUACUCAAUGGAAGUGGCCAAGAAUGAACAUUGGAACACCUGAAGUGAUAGUUUUAGACAUUAGAAAAGGAAACAAAGUAAACAAGAAAUAAAAAAUCUCAUACUUCCAUUAA
This is a messenger RNA of Branchiostoma floridae (Florida lancelet), 1686 nucleotides long. RefSeq names its product SWI/SNF-related matrix-associated actin-dependent regulator of chromatin subfamily B member 1-like. Gene Ontology annotation, biological process: regulation of transcription by RNA polymerase II; chromatin remodeling. Lineage: Eukaryota; Metazoa; Chordata; Leptocardii; Amphioxiformes; Branchiostomatidae. The record is from RefSeq and is a predicted model, not a curated record. The coding region runs from base 138 to 1223 and encodes 361 amino acids. The transcript is spliced from 10 exons. Gene Ontology annotation, cellular component: nuclear chromosome; nucleus. Gene Ontology annotation, molecular function: transcription coregulator activity.